Messenger RNA from Closterium sp. Yama58-4, 624 nucleotides. Lineage: Eukaryota; Viridiplantae; Streptophyta; Zygnematophyceae; Desmidiales; Closteriaceae. The record is from the annotation of a GenBank genome assembly.
AUGUGGAGUUUUAGUCAUUCCGGGACAAUAUCAUCACUUAGCGACGGCCGUCCGCUUCGUUCUGGCAAAGCACACUUCCCAAAGGGGCUCGAUUGGGCGCGCUUCGACGUCUUCUUCCUUCUCGAUGGUCAAUCAAGCCGCAAACAAGUUGCUCCAGGUGCAGGAAACGUCUACUACAAACAACUGGGCAACGCAGGAAGCAUUAACAAUCAGGGGGUGGUGAACAAUCAAGCAGCUCGUGCCGUGAAAGACGGAACAGGGCUGGGGAGCGCCAACGUGCAACAGGAGAACUCACAGACGCAAACAGCAUCUGCAAACCCCGUCACAACCACUGUCCAGGUGGACGCUGUGACUUCGACUACUGAUUACACUGGAUCAACUGCAGCCCUUCCAGCUGCCUCUAUUCUUGCACCAGGGGUGGGAUUUAGUGGUGUUGGCGUGGGAUCGCUAAUCACAACCCUUCCUGGGCCUGAUCCCCUGUCAAGUGGGCUAGUACGGCAAGGGACGGAUCCCAGGUGCCAUGGGGAUGAAGGCACAGCGCAUUGUGAUGAUGGUGCAUCUAUAUUUUCGACCAGGGUUCCCAUUGUUACAAUCUCCACUUUUGGUGAAAGUGUGAGAAUUUAG